Messenger RNA from [Candida] anglica, 1500 nucleotides. The record is from the annotation of a GenBank genome assembly. NCBI's taxonomy places the organism in Eukaryota, Fungi, Ascomycota, Pichiomycetes, Serinales, Debaryomycetaceae.
AUGAAAAGACUCUUCAGGCGUCACAGGAACUCCGAUCUGGGGCCUUCCAGGCCCCGUCAGCAAGAGUCGUCACAGCAACUGCCUCAACAACUGACGACUCCCAGAUCUCUAGAUCACCUUGACCUCCUGUCCAUGGUUGCCCGUCGAGAUGAAAUUGAACAAACAAUUCAAGAUGAUCUGGAGUCUGUGGAAUCUGCCCCCUUAUCAGAUACAAAUACGUUGUACUACUCGAACCAAGAACGGCUACAACUUCAGGAAACAUAUAAUCAAAAUUUCACAAUGUAUCUACCAUAUCUUAUCCGACAAUUGAGACUAAACUCGAGUGAUAAUAACCCCAAUUAUUCCAUGUACCAUCAUGCUGAGCUCACUUCAAGUCAAGAAACAGUCGCCUCCACCGCUAAUAAAUAUUCCAUAAUGGGCAAGCUCGCCAUAAAUUAUAAUCAUAAACGUCGGAUGAUCUUAGUUCAUGAAUUAUUCAAAAAUAGUACCCUUUUAUUUCUCAAUGAAGAAUCUUUUUCUUUAUUCAAAGAUCUCCGGGCCCAACACAAGGAUAAACUAACUAUAGUCCCGGAAAAAUAUCGCUCCAAGGGCCUAGGAAUGCCAUUCCUAAGAAUGGAUAGUCACUCUUAUUUAAAAGUCGGUGAAGAUAAUGCAGAUAUAACAUUCCAAAGAUUCUACGAAAAUGUCAAGAAGCCCAAGAUUGAAACUUCUUCUCCGCCUCCAAUAUCGUAUCGUUAUUGUAACGUUCAAAUAAAAAGUUUCACUUCAAUCAAAAGAUUGACUUUUAUUUUCUAUCCAGAAGGUAAACCUUCAUUCAAAGUGAUUCUAUUCCAACAUAACUUUAAGCCAAUCGCCGACUUUUGCUACAAGGACACACGCUUCCGGAUCUUUGGGAACUCUCUUAUUAGCUUUGGAGUGGUACCUAACUUUAAAUUAUUGAUCAUUGAUAAGGAUAAACCUUCGCUUUGUGAUAAUGUUUAUGAUCGUCCUUUCUUCAAAAUCCUGUCCAUUGUCAAGAAAAGACGUCUGUCUCUGGUCCUGUUGGAUGGCAAUUCUGGUAAUAUGCCCGAGGUGGACAUCACAAAGAUGGCAAACCCUUAUCCAAACGCCGAUAACCCCCUUCUUAAGUUUGACCAGAGUCAAUACAUAAGCCGCAACAAGUCAUAUGUUUCCAAUGAUUUACCCCCUUUUGGUAAUGUUCAAGACGCCCAUUCAUAUCUUAAAGAAACUUCAGUUAUUCCUAAACGGUAUCGAGAGCAGGCCCGACUCGAAACGUAUCUGGAUCUCCUGUCGAUGUCACAGGGUAUAGAUACCAAAUCCACAAACUCUCUCGAUAUCGACACCUUGGUGUUGGCCUGCAUCAACAUGACCAUCAGGGAGAUUGUCUCAAAACGUAACUCAAAGGUAACAUCAAACCUUGAGUUAGUUAAUAGAUAUAAUUAUAUGGGUGGAAGCAUCUACGCUAAUAGCGGUGGUGGAGGCAUUUUGGGAUCAAUGUGA